AUGAGGCUCUCUGAUAUUUCCCCAGACAGCAACAUUUGCUCUUUCCCUAUACGUCCUUCGUUCGAUUAUAGUUCUAACUGUCCUUUUAACUGUGAGAACAGCUUUGUCUAUAAGCUCAUUAGCUUGGUGAGCUGCAAGCAUCCGUUGCAUAAUUCUUCCCUCUUUACCCAACUUACUGAUUGUGAGCAAUAUAGCAAAUAUACAUAUAUACACGUUGGAAAUAUGCGUGUUCAAGAUAUGGAAUCUAUGUGCACGUUAAAGUCUUUACUGGCAACAUCUAAUUGGACUUAUCCAGCUCCUGAAUAUAUGAAUAAUGUGUCGCUCCCGGAAAUCCAUCAGUACCUGGUAUAUGGAUUUAAUCUAAAUUGGUACGAAUUGAUGUGUCGCUACGGCCAAGAAGGCAUUGGUCCGGAUCAGCUAGUCAGUUGCGACCAUUCAGAGCUUCAACAUAAAUGGGACGGCAUCAAGGAAACCUUCCUAUCUAGUAAAGGUCCAAUUGGAGGCUAUCUCAUGAUUUUAUUGCUCAUAAUUGCUAUUGUAUUUGGGGGGAUAACCAUUCCAGCAAAAAUCAUUAUCACCAUUGGACUUGUCACCUUUUUUUUUUUACUGAAACAACAACCGAUUGGCUCCCCUAUGCUCUAUCCAUUGGUGAUCUCCCCGGUCCUCGAACCCUUGUUGAUAUCCCAGCGAGGUAAGAUUCAUCGUGGGGUUUCUCUGCGCAAUGUGGUUCCUUAUCUACAAAUUCCGAAGAAGGCGUUUGUCAGUAUACGAGGAUAUAGCGGACUUCCUACAAAGCGACAACCGUCUCUCUCCAGCAAGCUUCGGAGUGGCCAUUAUGUAGCAGUCAAGCUAUUGGGAAAAGCUACGGUAAAUGGUCAAGAUUUCAUCAAUGAAAUCGGAACAAUUGGGAGGAUCCAUCAUGUCAACGUUGUCCAACUUGUUGGAUGUUGUGCAGAUAGAUCCAAGCGCGCACUCAUUCUCGAUUUCAUGCCAAAUGGCUCUCUUGACAAGUACAUAUUCAACCAAGAUAAAGCAUCUUCAUUGGAUUGGGGUAUCAAAUACAAGAUCGCAAUUGGUGUCGCUCGAGGGAUUAAGUAUUUGCAUAGUGGUUGUGAUAUCAAGAUCUUGCAUUUUGAUAUCAAGCCUCACAAUAUACUUCUAGACGACCAGUUUGUCCCGAAGAUCACCGAUUUCGAACUAGCAAAGUUAUACUCAGUAGACAAGGACACAGUGACGAUGACGGCUGCUAGAGGCACCAUAGGCUAUGUUGCUCCGGAACUCAACUGCAGAAGCAUUGGCCUAGUGUCUCACAAGGACGAUGUGUAUAGUUUCGGGAUGCUGUUGAUGGAGAUGGCAGGCGUAAACAGAGUGUUGAAGGGAAACAAAUAUGAUUCAACCAAGUAUUUCCCAGAUUGGAUAUAUGAUUGCAUUAAUAAAGGCGUGGGGAUUGGAAUUGUUGAAGAAGAGAACAACAAUGUUGACGAUAAGAAUGAGAUUGGAAAGAGUGUUCUUAAAAAGAUGACAAUCAUUGGGUUGUGGUGCAUACAAAUGAAUUCAGAAAAUCGUCCAUCAAUGAACGAAGUGUUGGAGAUGUUGGAAGGUGAUGUCGAAGAUUUGAAGAUUCCGGAGCAUCCAUCUCACUUAGUAAACGAGGACAAGAGUCGGGCUGCAGAUUCAGCUAGUUUUGUAUCACAGUUGGAUUAUGACAAUGGUAGUAUCAUUGAGAUUAGUAUAGCUUGA
Messenger RNA from Salvia hispanica, 1740 nucleotides. The record is from RefSeq and is a predicted model, not a curated record. Lineage: Eukaryota; Viridiplantae; Streptophyta; Magnoliopsida; Lamiales; Lamiaceae.